UUAAUUUAUAAUUUUAUUUAUUUAUUUUCAGUAUUCCACUUGCAAAAAAAAAAAAAUACGUAGCUUAUACCUAUGCCAUGCAGUCCUAUGAUGGAUUGUCAUUCCAUAUUUGCUACUUAGGAAUAACGUACAAAUAUAAUAUUAUAAAGAUCCACGAAGACAUUAGCUACAUUUUAAAUCAACGUUAAAUUAUUAAAUUGGAUAAACUUUUAUUGACCAUAGUUGCGGAUCAUUGUACUAUUAACUUAAAAAUUGCAAAUAUUAGCCCAACAAAGAUCCCUCUACUUUGGGACUACAGACAUUGCCUGGCCAUUUUGACAGAAACUCAUUUUACAGAUGCCAAAAAUGACAAUCUUGAGGCUGUAGGGCAAAAAUGGCAAUGUGGUUUUCGGCACACAAUAACCAAUUUGAGUAUCUCAAUGGAGUACCUCGAGAUAUACGGGCUGGACUUCUACUCCUCCAUUGUUGGCGUCCCAGCACUUUUCGAGAGCACGGCUCACGAUGGGUAGGUUUUCACUUUUUUCUAUGCUUUUUAUUUCCGUCUUCUUUCAAUUUCGGCGUUGGUGGAGGUGGAGGUGGAGGUGGAAAUCGCGGCGACGACGGCGACGAUUGGAGACAGGGGUGGAACCGCGGUCCCCCAGCCUGGAGGCCAGGACGCGGGAGCUCAAGGGCACGUGGUGGGCCACGUGGCCGUGGACAACGUGGCAACAGGGGGUCACGCGGUUCAUCACGUGCCCUUGGACAACGUGGCAACAGGGGGCCACGUGGCAAUGGAUUAGGCGACGCAAGCUCUGCAGGCGGUCUCAAUCGACGGGAGCGCUGGGCCUUGGCCCAGCAUGCCAUCCAGAUGGGCCAUCCGGAGCUCCGUGACGUUAUGCUGAAGUUACCAAACAGAGCUGCUGCUGCUCCCGCGUUCAUCAACCAAAAUGUCCUGCUGGUCACCUCGCAAUGCCUGAAAUCAAGCAGCUUUGAGAUUAAGACGAACCGCUUCGUUGGCCAACGAAAUUUCCAUCCAUCUCCGGGGCUCAUCGAAUUUGAUCUCCUAUAUACAGGACUGCUCCGGUAA
This is a messenger RNA of Drosophila kikkawai, 1066 nucleotides long. The record is from RefSeq and is a predicted model, not a curated record. NCBI's taxonomy places the organism in Eukaryota, Metazoa, Arthropoda, Insecta, Diptera, Drosophilidae.